UCCAGAGUGCCGCGUAAAGACUUGAGACAGAGUUCAGACUUCAUUCAACAACAGCACUCCCGAUUAGUCGAGGAUAUGUUGGCAAAAUGCUGUCCCUGCUUCCACUGUCGGCCAAGCGUUCCAGAUGAAGGAGACAGACCACCAGGCUUCAGUAAGGUCAGCACCAGCCAGAACAUGGAAGAGAAGACCAACGAGGGCACUGGAGAGAAAGCAGACAGUUCUAAUAAGAGCACAGCGUGGACCAAAGAGUCUAAGCAAGAUGCGCUGGACAUGGGUGCUGAGGUGUUGAAGUUGGCAGCCGGUCCAGCCUCCUCCUUCGUCCCACCUGUGAAGGCCGUACUCAAGGUGCUGUUGGAUUUGCACACCAAAUACCAGGAGAACUCAAAGGGGUGUGCCAAACUACAGGAGCAUAUUGACUUCUUAAAUGGUGUCCAGAAAACACUCCAACAGCAGGACAACCUCCCAAUACAAAGCGAUAUGCUUAAAAAUCUUGAAGCUCAUCUGGAGGACAUACAAAAAGAAGCUGACGCCCUGAAGGAAGAACUGAGUUCCCCAGGACAUUGGGAAAAGAUCAAAAGAUUUUUGAAAGCCCGCACCACUCAGAAUGAGUUUAAGAAACUUAAUGAGAUGCUUCUCAAAGACUGCAGAGAACUCUCCCUAAAGCUCCAGCUGGAGCAAAGAGAAGUUAUUGGCAAGAUCGAUGCCACGACCAGUGCCACGGACGACAAGGUAGACAACAUGGCCAGCAAGCUGGAUGACUUGAAUGAGAAGUUUGAGAAGUUCACCGGUGCUGGGACCUCCACUCAACCUACACAGCAGCUUGGGACUCCUGGGGGACCUCCUGUGACACAGUCGAUGGCAGGGGCCGGGGGACCUCCAGUGACGAUGAUGAUGAUGAAGGGGGCUCCUGGGGGACCUUCAGUGACACAGACGAAUAGGGAUAAAGUGCGGCGAGCUCGAAAGGAACUCAACAAAAGGCUCCAGGAGACCACUCUCAAGCUUCUCAUAAAUGAUCUUCAACACCCAACAGAUGAAGGACCUGCGAUCCUCAACCCCCAAGAGAAAGACCAGGUUCUUCAGGCCAAUCAAACAACCUUCGAUCGGGUGACGUGUCUCGUGGACAUGGUGUGGAACAAGGGAGAGCAUGCUUGCAGGAUAUUCAUCGAUCUGCUCAAAGAAAAUGAACCCGGACUGUGUAACGAGCUCGGCCUGUGAACUCUUUAGAGUGUCUAACUGUGUUUUCAGACCUCACAUGUCAACAGCUGGAACCCAGUCUGUGUAACAAGCUCAACCUGUGAACUCUUUGAAGUGCCUAACUGAAAAACUCACCAAAAACCAGAACAUACCUGUACAACUUGACAACAACAGAGAGAACAAGGUGUUGACAUUGCACUUAGCUGCUGCUGCUUUUUCCCAACGCAACUUACAGUUAUUUUUAAGUAUAGGGUAUUGGUUACAGUCCCUGGAGCAG
Messenger RNA from Engraulis encrasicolus (European anchovy), 1471 nucleotides. RefSeq lists its product as uncharacterized. Gene Ontology annotation, biological process: cell surface receptor signaling pathway; regulation of apoptotic process. Lineage: Eukaryota; Metazoa; Chordata; Actinopteri; Clupeiformes; Engraulidae. The record is from RefSeq and is a predicted model, not a curated record. The transcript is spliced from 14 exons. The coding region runs from base 76 to 1215 and encodes 379 amino acids.